This is a messenger RNA of Penicillium malachiteum, 1230 nucleotides long. Its product is annotated as putative cAMP receptor-like protein. The transcript has 4 exons. Gene Ontology annotation, biological process: cell surface receptor signaling pathway; adenylate cyclase-activating G protein-coupled receptor signaling pathway. Bases 1 to 1230 code for a protein of 409 amino acids. Gene Ontology annotation, cellular component: plasma membrane. NCBI's taxonomy places the organism in Eukaryota, Fungi, Ascomycota, Eurotiomycetes, Eurotiales, Aspergillaceae. Gene Ontology annotation, molecular function: G protein-coupled receptor activity. The record is from RefSeq and is a predicted model, not a curated record.
AUGCCUCAGUCAGCAUCUGUACAACAACUGUCCGCUUUAUCAAUCACUGAACGUAUAUGCUCCACCAUAUCUCUAAUCGGUACUUCCAUGAUCGUCAUUACUUUCUUAAGAUCACCUUCGUUCCGAAAAUCAAUCAAUCGCUUAGUUUUCUACGCCUCUUGGGGCAAUGUUAUGGCAAAUAUCGCAACGCUGAUCUCACAAGUGGGAUCCAUGCUGGAGUUGGAGGAUCUCUAUGUCAAUUCCAAGCUUUCUUGUUUUAUGCCGGCGGAUGCGCUGUGGACAUUCGCAAUGGCUUGUAAUGUCUACCUAAAUUUUUUCCACAAGUACAGUUCCGACCAACUACGCCGGUUGGAGUGGAAGCACUUAAUAUGCUGCUAUGGGUUGCCUUUUAUUCCUGCCUUUGUCUACUUUUUUAUUCAGACAGAUGAGCGUGGUCGAGUAUAUGGCUCCGCCAUACUCUGGUGCUGGGUUUCCUUACAGUGGGAUUAUCUCCGAAUUGCUACGUUCUAUGGCCCCGUAUGUUUCGUAAUCGCGUUAACGUUCGCCAUCUACCUCCGCGCCGGAUCAGUCAUUUAUCAGAAACGUCGUCAACGACAAAUAAUCGGAGGAAUUGAGUCCAGGAAUUCAAUUUCAACUAGAUCUUUGGCAGGUAUUCAGGUCACUCGUGAGAUUGCUUGCUCUUCGCCAGUCUCCCAGGCAAGGUCACCUCAUAGUUCCAAGCGAAACAGCGGCUCAGGGGCCUCGUUUUGGAUUCCAUACUCCGUCACCAUUGAGGCUUGUCAUCUUGAAUCUAUGGUAACGACUCAGUCUCCUCCUGAAGCUUCGGAGUAUGCGCAAGGUUCUAGUUCACGACUCGAGGCGGGUCCUUCUCAAAUAGAGAAGCCUAUGAGAACAGUACGCUCUGAAGGAAGCGAAUCAUAUAUUCAAAGAAGAUUUCUGACGGAGAGUAACCCUGCAAAGUGGGUGUAUACUAAGUAUGCAAUGUUAUUCUUCGUUGCUUUGUUGGUCACUUGGGUUCCUUCCACGGCCAAUAGAGUAUGUGCUCUUGUUCGGCCUGAUGCAUUCUCUUUUGGUCUUAAUUAUGCUUCUAGUUUUGUUCUUCCAUUGCAGGGAUUCUGGAACAGUUUGAUCUAUGUAUCAAUCUCGUGGCCGGCUUUUAAGACACUUGAAGCUAAGUUGAGAUACCGUAUAUCAGAAUGGCGCAGGCUUUUUAACCGUGCAAAUAGUUGA